AUGGCCGCCGAAUCCAACUACGACUACCUCUUCAAGGUGGUGCUCAUCGGAGACAGCGGUACCGGUAAAUCCAACCUUCUCUCUCGAUUCACCCGCAACGAGUUCAGUCUCGAGUCCAAGUCAACCAUCGGAGUUGAGUUUGCUACCCGAAGCAUUUCCGUCGACGGAAAGACGGUCAAGGCCCAGAUCUGGGAUACCGCCGGACAGGAACGAUACCGUGCCAUCACUUCGGCAUACUACCGCGGUGCUGUCGGCGCUCUGCUCGUAUACGACAUUGCCAAGCAUCCCACAUACGUCAAUGUGUCGAGGUGGCUCAAGGAGCUCCGAGACCACGCCGACAGCAACAUUGUCAUCAUGCUUGUCGGAAACAAGAGUGAUUUGCGACACCUUCGUGCUGUUCCCACCGAGGAGGCAAAAGCCUUUGCUGCCGAAAACAACCUCUCCUUCAUCGAGACUUCGGCCCUCGAUGCUUCCAACGUCGAACAGGCCUUCCAGAACAUCCUCACAGAAAUUUACCGCAUCGUAUCCAACAAGGCAUUGCAGUCAUCGGACGACGUGAUCAAGCCCUCAGGCGGAGAGACGAUCACGGUGCAGCCCAGUGCUGACGAUGGCGGACAGACAAAGAAGAACGGAUGCUGCUAA
Molecule: messenger RNA, 642 nt
Organism: Mycosarcoma maydis (corn smut)
Lineage: Eukaryota; Fungi; Basidiomycota; Ustilaginomycetes; Ustilaginales
Product: putative Rab family GTPase YPT31
Exons: 3
Coding region: 1-642 (213 amino acids)
Biological process (GO): exocytosis
Cellular component (GO): recycling endosome
Molecular function (GO): GTP binding; GTPase activity
Source: RefSeq, a predicted model, not a curated record